Cylicocyclus nassatus is the source of this 921-nucleotide messenger RNA. Lineage: Eukaryota; Metazoa; Nematoda; Chromadorea; Rhabditida; Strongylidae. The record is from the annotation of a GenBank genome assembly.
AUGUAUUCCUCCGAUAGCGGCGACGAGAAGAAACUGUGGCAUGAGGCGGAAAGUCUACGUCGCAUCGCCUUUUUUGGCAUCUGUAUCAGUACCGUCGCUACGCUGACGGCUAUCGUCGCCAUCCCUUCCCUUUACAACUACAUGCAACAUGUACAGUCCUCACUGCAAACAGAAGUUGAAUUCUGCAAACACCGAACGAAUGGUCUCUUCGACCAGUACGAGCGUAUGCAGCGAGUAAAGGGAGUUCGAGGAGGAAUCGUGAAGCGUCAAGCCGGAUACGACACUGGAGAUGCCGGUGUCUCAGCCGACGUUACUGAGCAAGCACCAACUUGCUGCAGUUGCAAGUCCGGACUGGCUGGACCACCUGGUCCACCAGGUAUAGACGGACCCGAUGGUAAAGACGGUCUGCCAGGAGCUAAUGGGGAACCUGGUGCCGACGCCGCACCAGAUGCAGUACCUACUGCCGAUGACUUCUGCUUUGACUGCCCCGCAGGACCACCAGGACCUGCUGGAAAUCCAGGACCCAAGGGCCCACCCGGAAACCCAGGAGCUGACGGUCUACCAGGUCCAGACGGGCAACCAGGUCAACCUGGACCACCAGGACCUCAAGGACCACCUGGACCUGACGGACAACCUGGACAACCUGGAGAACAAGGUCCACCCGGUAUUGUUGAAGAAGUACCAGUUCCCGACGGCCCAGCCGGACCUCCAGGACCACCCGGACCACCAGGACCAGAUGGACAACCAGGAGCACCAGGUCAACCAGGACAAGACGGACCUCAAGGACCUCCGGGAGAUCCAGGACGAGAUGGACCACCAGGAAACCCAGGAGCUCCAGGAGAACAAGGUCCUCUGGGAGAGAGUGGAGCUGGAGGAAGCUGUGAUCACUGCCCACCACCACGAACUGCUCCUGGAUAUUAA